This is a messenger RNA of Fusarium pseudograminearum CS3096, 1551 nucleotides long. RefSeq lists its product as uncharacterized. Gene Ontology annotation, molecular function: RNA binding; ribosome binding; translation elongation factor activity. Gene Ontology annotation, biological process: positive regulation of translational elongation. The transcript has 5 exons. The coding region runs from base 1 to 1551 and encodes 516 amino acids. NCBI's taxonomy places the organism in Eukaryota, Fungi, Ascomycota, Sordariomycetes, Hypocreales, Nectriaceae. The record is from RefSeq and is a predicted model, not a curated record.
AUGCAGGCCCCCCUGGCAUCAAAAGUCGCAAAUCUGGACUUUGAGGCACGCGUCCCCGUUCCCUUCAGUAUCUUCCCUUCGACAUAUCGGGAAUCCGAAUCCCACACACAGACCGUUACCGAAACAAAAACCCACGAAGAGGUUGAGAUCAAACCCCAACAGCCCGAAGCCGGACGGGAAGGUGAAAUAUCUUCUGUCUCCGUCACCGCCGAAAAGGUCCCUCCUCCUCGCUCAGAGUCAGAGUUUAUCGAAGAAGAGGUCCAUAUUACGCGUGAAGAAGAACAUUACCACCGUCCCGGUGUCCAUAAGUACGAGCACGACGAAGAGCACUUUACUGUCCGUGAAGACUCCCGACGACCUCAACCUCCCUCUCAAUACCAACCUUCCCAGUACCACCAACCUUCCCACCACCAACCACCUCCCAAAUUCCAAUCUUCUCACACUCACGUAGAGAUCGACACCCACCGUCAUCCCUACUACUCCACCCCCAUUGAUCUCGCUGAACGUGAAUACCGCCAGCGUUACCGCCCUGCCCAAGCUUUUUCCACAGAAGACCCUUCUUCCCACUCUCAUCCUCACUACAAACCUCAAGACAACUUCAAAGCCAACAACUACACCGUUGAAGGCCGACCCGCUCCCCAAUUCUAUUCAUCUGAGAAGACUGACAUCAACAACUUCACUGUUGACGACCGCUCCUCUCGCCCUCAGUACAACCACACCGAGAAGACCGAAAUCAACAACUUCACUGUUGACAGCCGAUCUUCCCGUCCUCAAUACAACACCUGUGAGAAGACUGACAUCAACAAUUUCACUGUUGACACCCGCUCUUCCCAGCCUCGGUACCGCGACAGCAAGACAACUCAAGUCAACACUUACUCCGUUGACAAGCCCGUUUCUCGUCCAUCUUACAAGAAGGACGUGAGAUUUACCGAAAAAAUCGUCGAAGCUUCAAAGUCCGACAACAAGUCCAAGAUGGGUUACUACGACGACGAGGGUUCUUUCCGCAACGGCGGCAUCCACAAGCUUGGUGACAAGUCUCGUGAGAUCGAGAUUGACGUCCGCGAGACUUCUGGCCCUGCCAGCUCUCCUAACACCGUCAGCAUCCCCUGCCACCACAUCCGCCUGGGUGACUUCCUCAUGCUCCAGGGCCGCCCCUGCCAGGUCAUCCGCAUCUCUACCUCCUCUGCCACUGGCCAGUACCGCUACCUUGGUGUCGACCUCUUCACCAAGCAGCUUCAUGAGGAGUCCUCUUUCAUCUCCAACCCUGCCCCCAGCGUUGUCGUUCAGUCCAUGCUCGGCCCUGUCUUCAAGCAGUACCGUGUCCUCGACAUGCAGGAGGGUCAGAUCGUUGCCAUGACCGAGACUGGCGACGUCAAGCAGGGUCUCCCUGUCAUUGACCAGUCCAACCUCUACUCUCGUCUCCACAACGCUUUCGAGUCUGGCCGUGGCUCUGUUCGCGUCCUCGUCCUCAACGACGGUGGCCGUGAGCUCGCCGUUGACAUGAAGGUCAUCCACGGCUCUCGCCUUUGGCUCUCGCCGUCCGCCAUGUGA